Cercocebus atys (sooty mangabey) is the source of this 3604-nucleotide messenger RNA. It is a transcript of the gene SAFB2, whose product is annotated as scaffold attachment factor B2. Gene Ontology annotation, biological process: regulation of transcription by RNA polymerase II; regulation of androgen receptor signaling pathway; regulation of mRNA processing. The transcript has 21 exons. The record is from RefSeq and is a predicted model, not a curated record. The coding region runs from base 288 to 3362 and encodes 1024 amino acids. Gene Ontology annotation, molecular function: sequence-specific DNA binding; RNA binding. Lineage: Eukaryota; Metazoa; Chordata; Mammalia; Primates; Cercopithecidae. Gene Ontology annotation, cellular component: nucleus.
CAGUCGCGUUGCGUCUCUCCAGCCUCCCGCCGGGAACUGCCGGGACGCAUGCGAGCUGCAGAUUCGGCGCCUGCGCGUGGUGCCGGUAAACGCGCGGUUGGUCGACGCGCGAGCGUCCUUGCUGCUAAGUGCGCUCGUGAGGCGGUGCGCGUGCGCGUGCGCGGCCGCAAAGCGGGGCGGGAGGAAACGAGUGCGUUUUCCUCUUAGGCGGCGCCAUUUUGUGUUCAGAGCCGCUCCAGCUGCCGGCGGUGUGCGGCUGAGUCGGUGGCGGAGACGGGAACGUGACGAUGGCGGAGACUCUGCCUGGGUCGGGCGACUCGGGCCCCGGCACGGCUGCUCUCGGCCUGGGCGUUGCGGAGACUGGGACGAGGCGACUCAGCGAGCUGCGGGUGAUCGAUCUGCGGGCGGAGCUGAAGAAGCGGAACCUAGACACGGGCGGCAACAAGAGCGUCCUGAUGGAGCGGCUCAAGAAGGCGGUUAAAGAAGAGGGGCAAGAUCCUGAUGAAAUUGGCAUCGAGUUAGAAGCCAGCAGCAAGAAGUCAGCCAAGAGAUGUGUUAAAGGACUGAAGAUGGAGGAGGAAGGCACAGAAGAUAACGGCCUGGAAGAUGAUUCCAGAGACGGGCAGGAGGACAUGGAAGCAAGUCUGGAGAACCUGCAGAAUAUGGGCAUGAUGGACAUGAGUGUGCUAGACGAAACUGAAGUGGAGAAUAGCAGUGCUCCAGAUUUUGGGGAGGAUGGCGCAGACAGUCUUCUCGAUUCCUUUUGUGAUAGUAAAGAAUACGUGGCUGCACAGCUGAGACAGCUCCCGGCUCAGCUCCCAGAGCAUGCUGUGGAUGGGGAAGGAUUCAAGAACACUUCAGAAACUUCAUCGUUGAACUUCAAAGUAACUCCGGACAUUGAAGAAUCUCUUUUGGAGCCAGAAAAUGAGAAAAUACUCGACAUUUUGGGGGAAACUUGUAAAUCUGAGCCAGUAAAAGAAGAAAGUUCCGAGCUGGAGCAGCCAUUUGCACAGGACACAAGUAGCGUGGGGCCAGACAGAAAGCUUGCGGAGGAAGAGGACCUAUUUGACAGCGCCCAUCCGGAAGAGGGUGAUUUAGAUUUGGCCAGCGAGUCAACAGCACACGCUCAGUCGAGCAAGGCAGACAGCCUGUUAGCGGUAGUGAAAAGGGAGCCCGCGGAGCAGCCAGGCGAUGGCGAGAGGACGGACUGUGAGCCUGUAGGGCUAGAGCCGGCAGUUGAGCAGAGUAGUGCGGCCUCCGAGCUCGCGGAGGCCUCUAGCGAGGAGCUCGCGGAAGCACCCACGGAAGCCGCAAGCCCAGAAGCCAGAGAUAGCAAAGAAGACGGGAGGAAGUUUGAUUUUGAAGCUUGUAAUGAAGUCCCUCCGGCUCCUAAAGAGUCCUCAACCAGUGAGGGCGCUGAUCAGAAAAUGAGCUCUUUUAAGGAAGAAAAAGAUAUAAAGCCAAUCAUUAAAGAUGAAAAAGGUCGAGUUGGCAGCAGUUCUGGUCGGAACCUGUGGGUCAGCGGGCUGUCCUCCACAACACGAGCUACGGAUCUCAAGAACCUUUUCAGCAAGUAUGGGAAGGUUGUUGGGGCCAAAGUGGUAACAAACGCCCGCAGCCCGGGAGCUCGAUGCUAUGGAUUUGUCACCAUGUCAACAUCUGACGAGGCGACCAAGUGCAUCAGCCAUCUCCACAGGACUGAGCUGCAUGGACGAAUGAUUUCCGUAGAGAAGGCCAAAAACGAGCCUGCUGGGAAAAAGCUUUCCGACAGAAAAGAGUGCGAAGUGAAGAAGGAAAAAUUAUCGAGUGUCGACAGACAUCAUUCUGUGGAGAUCAAAAUUGAAAAAACCGUAAUUAAGAAGGAGGAGAAGAUUGAGAAGAAGGAGGAAAAAAAGCCUGAAGACAUUAAAAAGGAAGAAAAAGACCAGGAUGAGCUGAAACCCGGACCUACAAGUCGGUCUAGAGUCACCAAAUCAGGAAGCAGAGGAAUGGAGCGGACAGUUGUGAUGGAUAAAUCGAAAGGAGAGCCUGUCAUUAGCGUGAAAACCACCAGCAGGUCCAAAGAGAGAAGCUCCAAGAGUCAGGAUCGCAAGUCAGAAAGCAAAGAAAAGAGAGACAUCUUGUCGUUUGAUAAAAUCAAAGAACAAAGGGAGAGAGAGCGCCAGAGGCAGCGGGAACGGGAGAUCCGAGAAACGGAGAGGCGGCGGGAGCGCGAGCAGCGGGAGCGGGAGCAGCGCCUCGAGGCCUUCCAUGAGCGGAAGGAGAAGGCCCGGCUGCAGCGGGAACGCCUGCAGCUCGAGUGCCAGCGCCAGCGUCUGGAGCGGGAGCGCAUGGAGCGGGAGCGGCUAGAGCGGGAACGCAUGCGCGUGGAGCGUGAGCGCAGGAAGGAGCAGGAGCGCAUCCACCGCGAGCGCGAGGAGCUGCGUCGCCAGCAGGAGCAGCUGCGCUACGAGCAGGAGCGGCGGCCGGGGCGGAGGCCCUACGACCUGGAUCGACGAGAUGAUGCCUAUUGGCCAGAGGGAAAGCGUGUGGCAAUGGAGGACAGAUACCGCGCGGACUUUCCCCGGCCAGACCACCGCUUCCACGAUUUCGAUCAUCGAGACCGGGGCCAGUACCAGGACCACGCCAUCGACAGGUCAGCGGUCCCGUCCCCUCCUUUAGCUACAGUCAUUGUGGGCACUGGCGCAUCCAGCCGACCUCAUUCUCAGCCCAGUGCAGGGGUUCCUGUGUGCUCUGAAGCCUCGUUUACUUCUGAGAUGCACAAUGGGAAAGAAUCCUGUUCAAACAGCGCCAGGCACUACUACACAUUUCUCGUAGGUCAGACAGUCCUCCUGGAAGGUGGGCCUAUGUGGGUGACGUGGUCAGUGUCACCUUGUCCCUCUCCUGCCUUCCAGCACUAUGGAGAUGACCGCCAUGGCCACGGAGGACCCCCAGAGCGCCACGGCCGGGACUCCCGUGAUGGCUGGGGGGGCUACGGCUCCGACAAGAGGCUGAGUGAAGGCCGGGGUCUGCCCCCUCCCCCCAGGGGUGGCCGUGACUGGGGAGAGCACAACCAGCGGCUGGAGGAGCACCAGGCGCGUGCCUGGCAGGGUACCAUGGACGCAGGCGCGGCCAGCCGGGAGCACGCCAGGUGGCAAGGUGGCGAGAGGGGCCUGUCUGGGCCCUCGGGGCCGGGGCACAUGGCAAGCCGCGGUGGAGUGGCGGGGCGAGGCGGCUUUGCACAAGGUGGACAUUCCCAGGGCCACGUGGUGCCAGGUGGCGGACUGGAAGGUGGCGGAGUGGCCAGCCAGGACCGGGGCAGCAGAGUCCCGCACCCACACCCCCAUCCCCCCCCGUAUCCCCACUUCACCCGCCGCUACUAAGUCCCACUCACUGCGAGUUUUCAGGUGGGCAGAUGCACUGUUGAAUCUGGUAGCCAGGGUUCCCUUGAACUUGGGGGAUCUUUUUAAAAGCAAAGCAAAUCCUGCCACCGUGUUGUAGCUCAAUACAAUGUGAACUCACUUUUUUUUUUUUUAAAUAAAUGUGUUCUUGUUCUGCCGUUUUUAAAUCAAGGUUUCUGUUAACGAGGCAUUCCAUUUUCCAUUAAUAAAGUUUACCAUUCGCA